AAAACAAAAAGCCAAGAUAAACGUAAAAAUAAAAACAAAUGCUACAAAUCUAUCCCACGAGUAAAGAAUCUGAGAUUUCUUAGCCUCUUUGCCAUGCAAACAGAUAGACAAAAGAGGAGGUAAUAACAAGCAGAAACCUGCUUAAUAAUAGCGGUUGAAAGAGAGGUUCAGAGAGUGAGAGAGAGAAUUCACAACAACAACAAUAAGAAGAAAAGUUGUAAAAAGGAAAGGAACACGGAACACACAACACAGGCCAAGCUUAGAUCGAGCUCGCGCCUCAGAUACUCGAUGCUAGAAACUUAAUCGAGCAAAACCGGCAGAAACCUUGCGCUUACUCUCCUCCAUAGAAUCCCUUGCCCACAAAUCAAAGUGAAGGCGCACAGCACACACAAAUAGCUUCUGCUGCUGCCGCUGCUGACAACAUCUAAGCUUGCGAUUUUGGCAUUGUCUCAGUUUUUCAACAAUUGCUAAGAGUUUGUUAAUAAUUAAGAUGGAUGUGGUUUCGGUGCUCGUUUGAUUGCUUUUGGAUUUGGGGAAUUCUGCCCAGUUCGGUCAAUUUUUUUUGCGUUACUUUUUUUUUGCUGCUGGUUUUCGACUGAGGAGGAGCAGUGCCCAAAGAAAACUCAAAACACGCAAUUGAUGAAUAAAUUUUUUCUUUUUGGUUUCUUGUUGUGGCUUAAAUUCAAAAUAACGUGUAUGUGAGUUGUGUGGGGCUAACGCCUGCUCAACUCGCAAAUGGCCAAUAGUGGAGGGGGGAGUUAUUUCAAGAGGAGAUGGUGAUUGUCGUUGAAGUCGCCGUUGGUGGUGUUGAAUUUUUUUUUUGGUUUGUAUACGAGUAUGGUUAAUAUGGCACGGCAAAAUAAAAGUCGAACACACGAGAGUGCCUGCCCCUGCAAUGGCUGGCUUUACCUGUUCGUGAGUACAUACUUCGUCUACCUUUCAUGGAUGGCGUGGUUAUUGCCGUUACAUUUUCUGCUCUUCACUUGAGAUGGGUCUGAGUUUUGCUUGGGUGACUUCACAUUAAUUUGAAAAACCUCGACGGUAUGUCGUUGAUUCCAUGUGGCGGUGAGGUGACGGCGCCGGCACUCUGGUUGAUGAUGUUGCUGGUGCUGUGGGUUUUUUCGUUCAUUCGCUCGUUUUAAUAAUUUAGCUUGAAGCAUUUUAAAUUUAGGUUUGAAAAAAUCGUGAGCCUUCUCGUGCAUUGCUUCUUCGAGCGAGCGUCAAGCCGAGCGCCUACUCCAUCAUGCCCCUUGGUCUUCCCCAUUGCCUUCCUACUAUAGACUUCGUCACUAACUCGUUAUUUGCCGUCUUCCUGUCGACAACGACGCAAAGGGGUUGGGUGUCGUUGGUGUGGCUCUUGACUCCAUCGUUGCCUGUCUGAAUAAGUGCCUGCUGUGGCCUGUGAUUCCAGUUUGUGGUUCGUGAUCACACUGCUUAACAAAACAACAACAAUAAUAAAAACCUGGCAGCGGCAGCAACGAUGACAAUGGCAGCACGACCACCUAAAGUCCGUUGUCGAGCAAAAAUUCGUACUACGUUUGUGUGUAUGUGCGCCUGUAACUCUGGGCUCGCUCUGGCUAUAUUGUGGUUUGUCUUGUUGUUGUUAUUGUUGUUGCGCUGUGUGUGCCCCAUUGUCGAGUGCUGCUUAGCCGAUAUGUGCAUCUCCAUUGUUAGCGUUUUGUGUGGUGACGGUGACGCAGUGAAAUCCAGUUGGGUUUUAGAGAGUUGCUGGAAAACAACCAUUAAAGAAAACUCGCUAAUUUUCUUCACCCAGAGUUUGUUUUUGUUAUUGUUAGCCGUGAAAUUUGCAAACAUUUUUUUUCUGGUGCAAAAACAUCCUCAAAUACCAACCCAUGGAAAUUGUUAUGAAAGUAAAAUGUUCACCAACUCCAGUAGCUGGUACCUCAUCCGCACAUCCCUCCAUACAGAUAGUCGAACCACAUCGACAACUGCAGCAGCGUAAUGGCACUGGGGGAUACAAUAAAACAAAUACGCCACCACAACAAAUUGCAACGUCUUACACCAACAAUGAAUGUCCGCUAUCUGCUGCUUCUUGUGCCGAAUGUACUGUGGGUUAUUGUUGUAAUUUACAAACUUGCUGCUUGCCGCCAACAACAACUCUGCAAACACCGCCACCUCUAUUGCCACUGCCUGCGGGUAACUACAAUACAAAUGCCACUGCCCCAAUGGCGGCAGAGGAUCAGCCAGAAUUUGUAUCAAUUGAUGACGAAAAGGUCAAACAAUAUCUCAUGAAGUUCGGUCAACAACACCUUAUGAAGCAACGAAAAUCCUAUCAAAAUGAGGCAAAGGUAACACAUGUUGUAGCUGCUGCAUCAAAGGGGGAACAAUAUAGCCGACCAAUUGUGUAUGAAAUUAUUGAACUGGAUGACGAAAAUGAAAGGGAAAAAUUGAAACAGAUCAAGGAGCAAGCUGAAUUGAACCUCGCUGCAAAAUCGAGAACCAAUCCCGGCAUUGAUCUAAAUUUUGCCAACCGCCAUGCUAAGUCUUUGAACAUCAGCCUGAUACCAAAACCUUCGGAGACUCCACCCACUUCGCAGCCUUGUCAGACAACUGCAACAGUAACGCAAAAUCAGACAAAAAAGUCUAAGUCCUUGCCCUCCAAUCAUAGAAUUAUAGCUGAAAUUAAUUUGUUGGAUGACAGUAGUGACGAUGAAUUGUCUGUUGAGAAUGAAAGCAUCGAAGACGUGGAGGAUGAUGAUGACGACGAUGGAGAGACUUUACCAUUGGCAGCUGUCAGCUGCGAAUUGGAUUGUGACGAUGAUGAAGAUGACAAUUCUAAUUCCUUAUUGGUGGAAAGGUCUUUAGUACAUCGUGGUAGUAAUCUUCAAGUUUUAAACCGUUCAAAACACUUUGCGAAGAUUAGUAACGAAUUUGCAAAUGACCAUUUACUGGCUCGUUGGGAAGAAUAUGAAGGACAAAGGGAAAGAGUUUUCUUUGAGUGUUUCCUUUGUGGCAAAAAGGUGCAAUCCAGUUAUAACUUAAGGCGUCACAUGAUGAUUCAUACUGGUGAACGCCCCUUUGCUUGUGAUUUGUGCGAUCGUAGAUUUAGAGAGUUCAGUGAUCUAAAGAAACAUCGUCGACGUCACGCAGCAGAACCUAAUUUUAUUUGCAUGGUUUGUCGUGAAAUGCCUCCCGUCGAAAACGAUUCUACGCGUUGCCUCAAAUGCUGUAUGCAAUCGAAAAAUGUCGUUUUAAUGGCUGCAAUGAAGCGAGGCGAGGAAGAACAAGACGGAGAUCAAAUCCCAGAAGAGAGUAGUAUAACAACCCUAUCAUCGACACCCCCAUCGCCAGUAACCACAACUUCUGCUAGCACAGUAGCAACAACAACCAUGUUUUCAACUAGUUCAAAUGCGAAGAGCUCAACUACCAUACCUACCAAGAAAUUUAAAGAAAAUGUUGACAGAAUGCAACAGCAUUCAGCCAGCGUGGCAAAUACUGAAGAUACCCAUCGUUUAUUGGAGAACAUACCGGCCGUACAUAGACCAGGCCACAAUCAAUUGGGUAUGAUUACCCGCAAGGAAUUCGCUUGUCCCUUGUGCAAUCGAGCAUUUGGCACUCGUCAUAAUCUGAAGCGUCACUAUAUGAUACAUACAGGCGAGAAACCAUUCAGCUGUUCCAAGUGUCGCAAACCUUUUCGUGAAUACUCAACAUUAAAAAAGCAUAUGGUAACACAUCAACGUGAUCGUUGGUACAAGUGCAUGCAAUGUCCUAUGAAAUUUCGAGAUUUUCUCAAAUAUACCGAGCACAAAGAUUCCCAUCCCCAUCUAGAUUAUGACGAGAAGGAGACCACAAAUGAUGCCGAAGCAGGCAGAUCUUUUAGGAAAACCCAUAGCAAAUAUAAUUCCAGCGACAGUUAUAUGGAUUCAAACGAGGAUGAUUCCAUAUCGGAUGCUUGCUUAGAAUGCUGCGAAUGCAGUCAACAGUUCAAUGAUAUCGAUGCUUACAACGAGCACCUCAAGGAGCACAAUAAUAGUUGUACUGAAAUCUAUCAGUGUUGUUACUGUAAGGAUCAUUUUGAACACCGUAUAGAAUUGGAGAAACAUAUGGCGAAACAUAAGCCAGAUAGCGAUAGUGAUGAGUAUAUAAUUGAUUGAAUGUUUUUCACACAACAAAAGCUCUAAGAGAUUUUUUACAAGUGUAAGAAAAAAAGGAAUCGAUUCCUUUUUAUUAUUAUAUAAUAUUUAUGUGCUAC
Molecule: messenger RNA, 4213 nt
Organism: Stomoxys calcitrans (stable fly)
Lineage: Eukaryota; Metazoa; Arthropoda; Insecta; Diptera; Muscidae
Product: oocyte zinc finger protein XlCOF7.1
Exons: 4
Coding region: 1854-4115 (753 amino acids)
Cellular component (GO): nucleus
Source: RefSeq, a predicted model, not a curated record